This is a messenger RNA of Anopheles funestus (African malaria mosquito), 3349 nucleotides long. Its product is annotated as synaptic vesicle glycoprotein 2C. NCBI's taxonomy places the organism in Eukaryota, Metazoa, Arthropoda, Insecta, Diptera, Culicidae. The transcript is spliced from 7 exons. The record is from RefSeq and is a predicted model, not a curated record. The coding region runs from base 1008 to 2609 and encodes 533 amino acids. Gene Ontology annotation, biological process: transmembrane transport. Gene Ontology annotation, molecular function: transmembrane transporter activity.
UGCGUUAUAUCAGUGCAGUCAUUGAUUAAACCCAUCUCACAAGUAGCUCCCAUGUGCAGUAUGAUGAUUCCGCAAAAUGUCAUUUUAUUUCCCGUUUUGAAAAAUCAACUUCUUGAUAGCGUCCAAUUAAUUAGGGCAAACAGUUAUUGCGUUUCUUCCCUUUUGCGUACUGGUCUUCGCCUUCAGAGGAAACGAUAAUUCUAGACAUAUCGAACCAUGAUCGGGUUUCGGUUCGGAAACGGAGAAUGUACGCAGCUUCCGGCACGCUCCGAUCGUUGCCCCGCCAUUAAUCGAAUGGUCGAACGAACGAUCGUUUGAUAACGCCAGCAUGAGCGCAACGAGAAGCUGUGUCACAGUUGACGCUUUCUUACGCCUACACUUGCUAAGGGCCCGCAUCAAAAAGCACAGAUACGUUGCAGAACGGUCAAUAGAACCGGUGCACAGUACGUAACAAAAAUAAAGAUGCACAUUAGAACUAAACUGAACUCAGUCAUUUUGGAAUACAAAACUAGCAUUCAAGAAUAUAAUGCUAAUGUGAGUAUUUUAUAUUUAUGUAAUUUUGUUUUCUUUUUUUUUCGUUAUCAAUAUGUUUUGAACACUUUCGUUUUGAACGGUUCACGUGUUCGCUACUCUUGCAACAGUCGCGAGUACUCUACCUCCCACCGUUGUAUAGCGAAGAUGCUAGACGACCCCACUUGUCAACGAUUCUCCCUGAGGAAUGGUGGAACAAAUGCACGCUAUUGACAAGAGGUUAUCGGGUGCGAGGAGACACAGGGUAAAGAUUUACCCGUCCGCGCUAAGCUAGAACGCGUAAGUCAUCCUUUAUACUACGGCUAUCCGUGGCCGUCGCGCGCCAGUUCGGUACGGGACGUUGACACGACCAGGACCGUCUGGAUCACUUGUUAUUGAAGCACCUUCUUACAGUACUUGGUGCAGUGGGGUUUUGCAAACAUUCGUUGGAAAGGUGAAAACUAUCUGUGCUUAACAUUAGCACUCCGUGCCAGACGAUGCAUCAUCCACAAGCGGAUCAACGGACAGGUGAAAAUGCUAAUGGUGAGAAAUGCAAUCCUGCCGAAAUCGUGAUAGAUCCGACAGCAAUUGUCACGAACGGUACUACCUCACCGAACAUCACAUCACACACGUACAGUGAGGCACUUGUCGUAGUCGGUCAGGGAUGGUUCCACACCAUACUCCUGUUCGUCACCGGCCUAUGCCUGAUGAGCGUCGUCAACGAAACGGUCAACGUGGGCUUUAUCAUCUCCGCAGCCGAAUGCGACCUGGACCUCACCUUCAGUGACAAGGGCGUACUGAACGGGGCCGGUUUUCUCGGUGUGGUGUCGAGUUCCUACGUUUGGGGCUUCCUAUCCGACACUUGGGGACGCCGACGGGUACUGCUACUAGCGUCGACCGGUGCUCUCAUCACAUCGAUCCUGUCCACGUUCGCUCCUCACGUUUGGGUACUGAUCGGAGCACGGUAUCUCGUCGGUAUCUUCAUAUCAGGCAAUGCAGCAACCUCGUACGCAUAUCUGGCUGAAUUCCACGGUGAAGCGUCCCGCGCGAAGGUGAUCUCCUGGGCCGCAAUGUUUAUGGCGAUCGGAUUGAUCUUUCUACCAUCGCUUGCCUGGCUGAUCAUACCGCUCGAUGACCGGUUCGAGCUGUACCUGUUCGGCAUGCGGUACGCCAUGUGGCGCAUCUAUCUGCUCCUUUGCUCGCUCGAUCUGAUCCUCAUCAUUGCCGGUCUGCUGUACCUGCCCGAGAGUGGAAAGUUUCUCCUUACCAACGGCCACCGGGAGAAAGUGGUGCAAAUUUUGGCCAAAAUCUAUCACCUCAAUCAGGGCGAACCGGAGCACACAUUCCCCGUCAAGUCGAUCACCCUGGAUGCGAUAGAUGCGGCGUACGCCGAUGAAAUGCAACGCCGAUCCAACCUUGGUCUACGCUACCUCUGGCAGCAAACCGUCCCCCUGUUCCGGGCACCAUUGCUCUGGCACACGCUCAAAGCGUCCGUGCUGAUGUUCGGUCUGUUUGCCACCUCGUCCGGGCUGUUCCUCUGGGUACCGGACAUCCUGAACACGUACGUGCAGCACGAGGACAUGCAGCUGUGCGACGUGAUUGCGCUGAUGCACGCAAACAAAACAGCUGCCCGGGCGGACAGCUCGACCGCCACCUGCCCGAUCGCGAUCAACGCGAACAUCUUUCUGAUCACCUCCGCGAUGGGUGUCGUCUUUCUCGCGUGCUACAUCCUGAACGGUUUCAUCAUCAACCGGGUCGGGAAGACGACGCUGCUCAACGCCUGGUUUGUGGUGUGCGGUAUCUGCGGGCUCGCCGUACUGUGGACUUCCGAUUUCUAUCUGACGCUGAUACUGAUCGCUGCCUUCGUCUCGUCUGGCUGCCUCGGUGGCGUCCUAAGUGCAAUAUCGGUCGACCUAUUUCCGACUAAUUACCGGGCAAUGGCGAUGUGCCUGAUACUGAUGACCGGCCGGUUUGGGGCAAUGGCCGGCAGCAACAUUAUCGCUUAUCUGCUCACGUACAACUGCAAUCUGAUCUUCAUACUGUUCGGCGGUUCACUGCUAGUUUGCGCUCUAAUUGGAGCAACCUUAACGGAAACGUGACAGCCAGCUAUUCCAAAAAUGUUGAAUGGCUGCCGCUACCGGUCGGCAGUGACGACCACUCUCGUCUAUGUGCGUGCGUGUGUGUGUGCCACGAGCUCAUCAUCCACCGGGUUGUCUUUGCCUGAAUGCCUGAAGAGUGCAACGUCCUAAACCGUUUGCAGAUACUACCAGAUUUGUUCGUGCCCUUUAAUGAGUAUCAACCAACAACCAACACGAAAUGAAAAUAGUCAGCUGCCCUGUUUUUGUAAGGACAUUCUCUAGCCGGAGGCUCUAGUUGUCCGGAUCCGAAUAAGCCACCGCAUCGAAUGUAAACCAAACCAAAGUGGGAAUUGUCGUGUUAUCGUGUAAGAUGCAAGGAAUGUUCCACACCAAAUAUGGUGCGGAACAAAACAAAAGAAGAAGGGGGAAAAAAGAAUAGAAAACCCAACCAAAGCAACUCCACAAGGAACAAGUGCACUAGUGUGGUAUAUUGUCGAUUCUAACCGGUUGAGCUGGUUCGUUUCUUGUCUCAUCAGCAAUAGUGGAGUUACUAAUUGAAACUAUGCAACGCACACAAUGGAGGUGUUUGUAGGUGCACAAGAGGCAACAAAGUAGCAAUUAUAGCAGGGAUUCACUUCAACCAUCAAUAGCGUUUAAGACAUUUUACAAGUAGCACUCCAAAACCCAAGUUUUUUUUGUUGUUGAAGAAAGUAGCCCGAAGUGCUAGCGAAUCAGGGAAUAAAUCAAACGUGCCAAUGUCA